CAGCACCGCCUGCAGCUGCACGACCACCGGCACGAGGUGCUGUACGGCCUCGGACACGACCUCGACCCCACGGGGGCUCUGGACGGCCUCAACCGCUGCCUCAAGGUCCAGAACUGCCGGUACGGCCGGCUGAACGUGCUGCGCUGGCUGCUGUGGGAGGCCGAGAUGCCGGCCCUGGAGCGCAGCGGCAAUGGCGCCCUGGCGCUGCACUACGCGGCGGCGAGGGGCUGCCUGGACUGCGUCAAGCUGCUCGUCGAGUCCUCCAACGAGCUCAGCGCCAACACGCAGAUGGACAAUGACGUGACCCCGGUGUACCUGGCGGCGCAGGAGGGCCACCUGGACGUGCUGCGCUACCUGGUGGCGGCCGGCGGGUCGCUGUACGUCCGCGCCAAGGAUGGCAUGGCGCCGCUGCACGCCGCCGCCCAGAUGGGCUGCCUGGCCUGCCUCAAGUGGAUGGUCCAGGACCAGAACGUGGACCCCAACCUGCGGGACGGCGACGGCGCCACGCCGCUGCACUUCGCCGCCUCGCGCGGCCACGUGGAGACGGUGCGGUGGCUGCUGCGGCACGGCGCGCGGCUCACGCUGGACCGGCACGGCAAGAGCCCCAUCAACGACGCGGCCGAGAACCAGCAGAUGGAGUGCCUCAACGUGCUGGUGCAGCACGGCACGACGCCGGACUACUACGACGAGGCGCGCCUCGCCAACGGCAAGCUGCACGGCUGCACCUGCAGGAAGGGCGACCCUCACUCCAAAUGCUCCUACGCGGACUGCGUCAACUACAGCAGUUCCCGCGAGCCCUUCUACCUCCACCCGCCCUCCAACGGCCCCAAUGCCAACGGCAAUGCCAACGGCCCCGGCGUGGUGCUGGGCUCGCUAGGAGCACCCGCGCCCGGCGACGGCCUCUACGUCAACCCCAUGAACCACCACGGCCAGCACCACGGCCAGCACCGCAGACACUCGUCGGCGCCGCACAGCAACGGCCACACCAACGGACACACCAACGGACACAGCGGGCAUGUCAACGGGCACGGCGGCCACGGCGGCCACAAUGGCUAUUCGAACGGGCGACACCGGGCCAGCAGUCACAGCAACGGCCACUCCAACGGCCACUCCAACGGCCACAGCAACCGCAGCCACUCGGAGGACCGCGUCAGGGAGUCCUUCUACCUGCACAGCCCCCGCGACCGCGACGGGGUGCCCAGCCGAGUGAAGACCCUGUUCGACGGCGCGGCGGGCUGCAACAAGCCGCCCGGAACCCACAACAACGGCGGGCCUCCGAACGCCGCCCCGCCUCCGCCUCCACCGCCGCACCAGACGCAGCCCACGGGGUUCAAAGUGAAAGUCGAGGUGCACUCCAGCUCCGGGAGCUCCGGCGCGGGCUCGGAGGAGAACCUGUCGUCGUCCGACGCGUCCGAGCGGUCCGCGGGGCUCCACGACUACGAGGACAUCUACCAAGUGCGGGAGCAGUCGCAGCAAGGCCAGGCGGGACACGCCCGGGUGUCGCGGCGCUCCACGUCCAGAGACUCGGGCAGCCACUCGCGGUCCGGCUCCAGGUCGGGCUCCGUGUCCUCGGCCGGGUCGGCACAGGCCGUCAACGGCACCCUGACCAACGGGCACGCCAACGGCCACAUCAACGGGCACGCCAACGGCCACAUCAACGGGCACGUCAACGGCGUAGUGCAUGGCCAGCACGAGCAGCCCCUCCGCCACGUAUCGGGUCAACGGCGAGCCGCCGACGUGGGCCAGGAGGACAAGUCCAUCGCGGCGUCCACAGAGUCGGGCGUGUCGAGCGGCUCUCCCUCGGACCUCGGCCACUCCGAGGAUGAGUGCGAGAGGACGCACGGCAGCCACGGCCCCGGGCACUCCCAGCACUCCCUGCCGCACCCGCAGCACUCCUCCCGGGCGCUGAAGCGUGUCGUCUCGGAGCCCGGGUCGUUCGCGCCGCCGCCGCCGCCACCACCACCAGCGCCGUUGCUCGCGUUGUCGCCCCCGAGCGCCGCCCCCAGUCCGCCCCAGCACUCCACCCCCGCAGUGCCGUCGCCGUCGUCCGCCCCCGCUGGUCCGCAACUACCUCCCGGGCCGCGCAUUUCGCCCGCCUUGGGCCGAGCGCCUCCCCCGCCGUCCAGUGAGUCGGCAGACCGCGUCCCCCAGGACGCCGAGGACGGCGUCGAGGUGGACUACGACGACGGCCAGGGUCCGGGCGCGAGCGCGCACGCGCUGGUCAACAAGCAGUUGGCGCUGCCGUUCAUCCCGCCCAAGUUCCCGUCCAACUCGGCCGACUCGAACCACCUCAUCAAGCCGAGCGAGUACCUGCGCUCCAUCAGCGGCCCCGGCGCCCCGGCCGCGCCCCUCAUCGCCAUCCCCCUCCCGGCGCUGCCGCCGUCACCGACCGCGCAGAGGAAGCAGCACCAGCCCCUGUCAGCCAUCUCCAUCCAGGACCUCAACAGCGUCCAGCUGAGGAAGACGCUGGCCUCCAAGACCCUGUCCGCCCCCGUGCUCCGCCCGCCGGGCCCCGCCAACAUGCUGCAGUCCGGGAAAGGGCCGGCUGACCAGAACAAGCAGGACCUGAUCGCCGAGCUCAAGAUGAGCAAGGACAUCACGGGCAUCAAGAAGAUGAAGGUGGAGCGCGCGCGCACCGAGGAGCGCCAGGAGAAGGAGAUCAUCUCGGAGAUCAGCAAGCAGCUCACGGCCACGCAGUUCGUGGAGAAGGUGCCCGAGACGGACGCGACGGGCAACCUGAUCCCGCCCUGGAAGCGGCAGAUGCUGGCACGCAAGGCGGCGGAGCGCGCGCGCAAGGAGAUGGAGGAGAAGCUGCAGCGCGACGCGGAGCAGAAGCGGCUGUCCGCCAUCCCGGCCUGGAAGCGGCAGCUCCUGGCCAAGAAGGAGGAGGGCACCGAGAAGGUCUCCCUCUACACGCCGCGCGUGGACGAGAAGCCGCGGUCGGAGAAUGGCGACGCGGUGCUCCCCAAGCAGGCCUCGAAGCAGCAGGAGCAGCAGCCCGGCAACCAGGAGCACCUCCAGGACUGCAACAAGGAGAACAGCGUGCCCGCCGCCCAGAACGGCCAGAAUGGCCAGAACGGACUGCAGGCCGCGGACGACCGGUCGGACUGCGGCUCAGAGAACGGCCAGGGCGGCCCUGGGGACAGGGAACCCCCGCAGAUCAUCCCGUGGCGAGCGCAGCUCAGGAAGACCAACAGCACCCUGUCCCUGCUGGAGUAGACCCAAUGCUCAAACUCAAAGUGUACAUUUUAAAUUUAAAUUAUUUAUUUGUUCAUCCUCGUUCUCUUCGUGUUUGUGCGCCUCACGUUUCCGUUUCGGUCUCGCCGUGGGAGGCAUGUGUCGGUUAUCCUGCAGGAAUAUCCGGCAAUUUAUUUAUAUUGUUUUUCUGAUUUUUAAAAAAGAAAAUUGUUUUGAUUUCAAUUUUUGUCAGCAGUGAUCUGGGAAGAAACAGUAGUUCUGCGGUAGAUCUGCUGGUUUGCCUUUUGAACCACCCUUGUGUGAUGAUUAAAAUCUGGAUGAAAGAUAAACAAUGACGUAUGCAUUCUAGAUUAUUAAUGUUUAAACAAGAUGGGAUUGCCAUGUAAAUUUUAGGAAAAACUUCUGCUUGCAUUAUUUACAAGUCAUUUGGCAAUUGCCACUCAUGUUAUCUAGUGAUUUAUGCCUGUAAUAUAAGUCAUUAUUUUAGGUGUUAUGUACAUAUUUAAGUUUUACUUUCCAAACCCCAGUGUGAUGAAAUAUGAUAUUUUAUGUGCAUUCUAACAGUUUGUGUUCAAAGAAAAUAUUUUGAUUGAAGAAAAAGUUGCACUGUUUAUGUGGAAAUUCCCCUCAGAUUAAUACUCAAUGCGCCUCAAGAGUCUUAAUACUCUCUUUACUAACAAACUAUCCUCUGAACUUGCAUAGAUAAUGUGACUUGUCUGUAUUAUAGUAGUGUAUGAAUUUGUAGUAAGCAUUGAGUGAGGUAAAGACAGGACUGCUAUACCUACCUAUGAUAAUAUACGCAUUUUGAAGACUUUUUCUUGCAUCUUGAUUUUACUUUUCUUAUUGUGUCUCAUUAGGUGUGCAUCUUUGUUAAGGAUUUGACUAACUACUGACUGUGAUCCAUUUGAACACAGCUGCUGUGUCAUAAAGGCACUAACCAUCAUAAUUACAAUUUAAAAAAAUUAUAAUGAUGCAUUCAAAAAGCUUCAAUACUUGGUUGUAAUGGGCACAAAAUUAUUCUAGAGACUAGAUUUACUCAAUAGUGUGAAAUUACAACUACCCAGGGUGAACAGUAGUAAGUCACGAUGAAACUAUGUAGCCAUUGUCAGAAAUUGGCACCAAACCCCUGGUGAAUAAAUUGCUAGGAUUGGUUGGAUUUCAAGACUUUUUUCAGGAUGACAAGUGGCAUAAUGGUUUCAUCGUGAAAUUAUUUUUGUUCAAUCUAGGUAAGCUCUUAAGAAGAUUUUGUGCUGUAUGCGUUGAGUAUUUUCACUUUGUACUUUGUUGAUUCAUUAUUCUUGUUGUUGUGUUUGAAGCAGUAAUGUCUUCCCUUCCAAGCAAAUUUGUAAAUAUGUUUAAUGCUAAACUAUUUUGUUAUUGGAUGCUUUGGAAUGACGUGCAAAAUAAAUUUAUUACCAAUGGAA
This is a messenger RNA of Thrips palmi, 4622 nucleotides long. RefSeq names its product espin (gene f). The record is from RefSeq and is a predicted model, not a curated record. Gene Ontology annotation, cellular component: cytoplasm. Gene Ontology annotation, biological process: actin filament bundle assembly. The transcript is spliced from 14 exons. Lineage: Eukaryota; Metazoa; Arthropoda; Insecta; Thysanoptera; Thripidae. Gene Ontology annotation, molecular function: actin filament binding. Bases 166 to 3219 code for a protein of 1017 amino acids.